CCACUGCUGAUGUUCCUGGACAGUGUGGAUCAGCUGACGGGCGCAACAGACGUCAACAAGGUGCUCUGGCUGCCCACGCGCCUACCGCCGCACGUCAAGAUUGUUGUGUCGUGUGUGUACGAGGAGAACGACCCUGCCAUAUCACAAGACUGCAUCACGCUGCGCAAAAUAAUUGAAAAUGAUGACAACUUCCUGGAGGUGAAGUCUCUCGGAUAUGACCUCGCCAUGGACGUGAUCAAGCGCUGGAUGGUGGACGGCCACCGGGACCUCAACAACUACCAGAUGCGGAUGGUGAGCAACGCGCUCGGCCGCUGCUCGUUGCCCAUCUUCGUCAAGCUCGUGUUCGCCGAGAUCUGCCGCUGGAAGAGCUACUCGCGGCCGCAGGACACCCACCUGGCCAGCAACGUCAUGGACUCCAUCAUGAUGCUCUUCGAGAAAAUCGAGAAGCAGCACGGACGUCUGCUGGUGUCGCACGCGCUGGCCUACAUCACCGCCUCCAAGUCUGGCCUCUCCGAGUCCGAGCUGGAGGACCUCAUUUCACUGGAUGACAAGGUACUCGAUGACGUGUACCAGUACCACCUGCCGCCGGUCCGGAGAAUCCCACCGCUGCUCUGGACCAGGAUCAGGAACGAUCUGCCCAACUAUCUCUCCGAGCGGGAGGCGGACGGGGUCAGCGUCCUCAACUGGUACCACAGACAGUUCAAAGAGGCGGCCAAGAAGCGUUACUUCACGAACCAGAACCUGAGCCAGUAUUUCCACUCGUCCAUCGCCGACUACUUCCUGGGCAUCUGGGGCGGUGGCACGCCCAAGCCAUUCCGGUUUACCGAGAUACAGCGGCACAGGUUCAACCUGAAGGAGAAGGAGGGUGAGGCGGACCGCAAGGUGCCCUUGCAGCCGCUGGUGUUCCACGCCAAGGACGGCACCGUCUCCCGCUACAACCUCCGCAAGUUCGGAGAAUUACCGUUCCAUCUAGUGCGCGCCCGUCGGUUCGCCGGCCUCUACGAGCACGUCCUCUUCAACUACCAGUGGCUGCAUGCCAAGAUGUGCUCGUGUCCGCUGCAGGCGGUGCUCAGUGACUUCGAGGACGCGUGCAACAACGUCCACGACCGAGAGGCGUCUAGGGAGAUGAUGCUGGUGGCGGACGCGCUGCGGCUGGGUGGCGCCAUCUUGUCCGUGUACCCGGACAUGCUGGCGUCGCAGCUGGUGGGGCGGCUCCUGCCCGAGCGGGCGGCCAACGCCAAUGUGCGCGCGCUGCUCGAGCUCUGCGACGAGGAGGGACCGCGCGACUGUGCCCUGCUGCCCACCUACCACUGCCUGCACACGCCCGGCGGCCCACUCAAGUACUCGCUGGAGGGCCACCAGUUCGCCGUGUUCGGGUUCCGCUUGACGGCCGACCUGCGCUACAUCGUCUCCGUCAGCAACAAGUUCGUCACCUGGGACCUGAGCACGAGCGAUCUGACGCGCGAGACCAACCCGCGCAUCGAGGGCAUCAUGCAGGGUCUGCAGCUCAGCCCCGACAACAAGUACGCCUCGGCGCACAGCAGCAAUAACCAGACGGUAGCUAUCAACCUGAUGACCAGCGAGUACGUGGUGGUGGAGAACCCGCACCCGGAGUAUGACAUCGUGGGCACCCAGCUCUCCAACAGCCGACUGGUGAUCUACAGCCAGGCGGGCAGCGUGCUGUUCGACCUGCGAGGCCAGGAGCUCGAACGUUGGGACAACACCACCGGACACCAGGUGCUCGCGAUGGACUUUGUGUCCGAGAGUGAACACUCGACCAUCUACCGAACGAGCGACGAUCCGAACAGGAUGCGUCUGGCGUCCGUUCUGGAAGGCCGGGUACUGGAGCCUCUGGAAUUCUUCAGCGCCCUGGUGACGGAGAUGCCCGGCCGGGGCCGCGUGUUUACGUGCCAGGGCGACGACGACCUGGGCGUGGCGGUACUGAGCCGCGGCCGCCAGCGCUACUCCCAGCUGGAGUUGCUGGAGAACAGGCAGCCCCUGCUGCAGCUGCAGCUGGAGGACAACGGCGCCUACCUGCUCGGCACCUUCAUGCAGGGGUUCCAGAUCUGGGACCUGAGGACGACCGUGACGGACAGCAAGAGGCGGCCGUGCACCAGCCUCCUGCUGCCGCACGGAAUCCGCAACGUCAGCUCGCGACCGAUGCGGUCCAACUCGUGUGUGCUCAGCCUGGAGAAGGACUACGCCAUUGCCGGCGUCAGGAAGAGUCUGUACGUGUGGAGUUUGCAGACCUGUAAGCUGAUGAAGGUGUUGGACGCCCACUUCGGCCGCAUCAUCCACACGACGUCACUCACCGUCGGCACGUGGAACUCGGUCAUCACUUCAUCGCUGGACCGGACGGUCAAGGUGUGGAACAUCAACAACAUCUUCGAGCAGGUGUACCACAUCGACCGGCACGAGAUGCAGGUGGACUCCAUCAGCCUCUCCCAGAGGCGCGACAUUGCCGUGACGGUGGCGCGCAGCUGCGUGGGCAUCUGGCACCUGAAGCUGGGCAAGCUGCUCAACCGGCUGGCGGACUCGCCGCUCGGCGCCAUCGUCACCCACGCCGAGGUCACCACCGACGGCAGCUACAUCGUCAACACCGAGUCGGGAAACAUCUUGAUCUGGAACGUGACGACCGGCGAGGUGCUCUUCCGCACCGAGGAGAAGAACGUGAAGCAGCUGACCCUGUUCGACAAGGACACCAAGUUUCUGUCCGUCUGCAAGACGGGCUCCAUCGGAGACAGCCGAUGCGUGGUGACGGCCAGGACCAUCCCGUCCGGCGAGCAGCUGUACCAGAUCGAGUACCCGAUCCGGCUCCUGCGCAGCGUCGUGGUCACCUCCGAUAAUGUCCACCUGGUGUUGCCUGGCAACGAGGCGCUCAAGGACACGCUGUUCGUGCACAACGCCAAGACCGGCGCGCUCAUCAACAAGAUGGUUCUGAAGUACUCCAACUACAAGGACUUCCACCAGAUCGUGGUGAUGCCCAACAAGCCGUCGCAGGUGGCGCUGAUCGACUCGGACAAGGGUAACCUGCUGGACGUGCGCACGCGCCGCUUCCUGCGCUCGGUGCCGCGCUGGAACGGCUCGGUCACGCGCGACGGCCGUCACGGCCUGUUCGCGCCGGCCCGCGGCGGUCUGGAGGUGAUCGAACUCCGCCACGGCACCAGCGUGCGGACGCUGAUUCCGCGCGUGGCUCAGGGCGUCUUCAGCGUCAUCACUAGGUUCACCAAGACGGACCGCUACGUCCUCUACUACCACAGCGGCAGCAAGACGCUCCGGGUGUUCAGAAUGAACGACGGCAAGAUGGUGGCCAACUACCGCGUGCCGGCCGAGCUCACGGCCAUCAACAGCUCCGACGACGGCAAGAGCAUCGUGCUGGGCACGGUGGACGGCUGCCUGACCUGCCUGACCGUGGCCGACCCCAAGGUGGCCGAGAUGGCCGGCUACGUAACUCGCCUGCCGUCCAGGAGCGAAGAGUCGUGGACGGCUGCGGAGGAGGCAGCGAAGCAAGUCAUCCACUUCGCCGACCCGGUAACAGCAGAUGAAGACUGA
Pollicipes pollicipes is the source of this 3552-nucleotide messenger RNA. Its product is annotated as NACHT and WD repeat domain-containing protein 2. Gene Ontology annotation, molecular function: protein binding. NCBI's taxonomy places the organism in Eukaryota, Metazoa, Arthropoda, Thecostraca, Pollicipedomorpha, Pollicipedidae. The record is from RefSeq and is a predicted model, not a curated record.